AUGGCGUACAAUUCCACGCUUAGUAAGCCCCCGCUACCACCGCGGCCCUUCCGCCCAAGUGCCCCGGCUUUGCGCAAACUCCGCGUGAAUCCGUUUCCGCCUGUUUCGCCUCCGCGCACUGGUUUGGCUGCGGGAGUUGUUGGCGAAGAAGCUAUCCCUUUGCAUCCAUCGCAUGAGCAACAUGACAGUUUCGGUUUGUCGCAUGACGUGUCGCACGAGACGUCGCAUGGAGUUUCGGAAGAUCGCCAGCCGUCAGUGACGGAAUGGCAAGGGGGUCGCGUCAACAGGCGCGUGGUCUGGCGGAAUGCGCGCGUAAGGGGGAUAUCGGCGGAAGGCCAACCGGAGUCGGGGGGCGGAACUGGCGGAACAGCUGGGCCAGAGGGAGAAGUGGGGAGGGACGAGAUGGAGAGCAUAGCGAGGGAGGAAGCGGCAUGGAAUGGAGAGGAAAGGGACAAGCCUGGCACGGAAAGGGAGGAAGCCUGGAGAAGCAACGAGCGCGGCUCAGUAACUCGCGGGCAGAUGGAGCGGCGCGAGUUGCUGCUUUUCGACGGGUCGCACAUGCUUCCGAAGAAGCGCGGCGCGUGCGUGUACUAUUACAAGACGGGGCGGUUCACUCUUCAGUACAUCAACCCGCGCAACACCACGCUCUCCCCCUCCGACGCCUGGGCGCCCCAGGGCAAGCGGCGAGUGCUCAGCGGCGACUGCCGCUUCGCGCUCAACACGCAGUGCAAGAUCGUCAAGACAUUCCCCAACGCGUGCGACGACGGCGACCGCUGUCGCAUCAGUCGCUGCGUGUGGUACGGCAAUCGCAUCGCCUCGCCCGCCGCCUGCUUCCCCUUCCCCUCCUGCUUCUUCGCCCCCGCGCGCUGCUCCCGCUCCCCGCGCGCCCUCUGCGCGAAAAAGCGCCCCGCGAACGUCUUCCACGUCGUCGACGAUUUCGGCGCGGCGGGUAACGGGAUCGUGAACGACGCGCGUCCAAUAACGGCGGCGUUUGAGGCAGCUUGUCGUUACGCCGCUAAUGCUGCCGUUCCUGCCGCUGCGAAUAACAAGGCGGGGAGGCAUGCCAUAGUGGUGAUUCCGAAAGGGAAAGUGUUUAAGUUUGGGAGCCCGAUGGUGUGGCAAGGCCCGUGCGGGGCAGGGAAUGUAACGAUCCGGCUGAGCGGAAAGCUCGUCUUUCCGCUGAAUCCGCUUGCGUUUCGCGGGGUUCCUGAUUUCAUUCUGCUCCUGGACCGGAUCCAACGGCUGAGGAUCGUCGGGGGAGGCUCGAUCAACGGCAUGGGUUUUGCAUGGUGGGACCUGUUUAAUAAGAAGCAGCUUAAGUGGAAUCAGAAGAUCAGGCCUGGAAUGUUGUUCCUGCACCGGUGUACCAACGUGGAGAUCAGAGGAAUCACACUUAGCCCGAACACAGACAGCAUUGGCAUCGGCAUGUCCUCAAACAUCACUGUAGAGGGCUGCCAACUACAUGGAGGUGACGACAAUGUGGCGAUCACGGGCGGCAGCAGCAACAUACUGCUGCAGGACCUAGUGUGCACUGCUGGCCAUGGCAUCAGCAUUGGUAGUCUGGGAGUGGACGGCAGUCUAGCGUGUGUGUCGGACAUCCGAGUGCAGAACGUGCAGCUAGCAGCGCUCUCCAACGGGCUGCGCAUCAAAACCUACCAGGGCGGCCAGGGCGCCGUCUGGAAUGUGAUCUACGAAAACGUCACCAUGCAGGACGUUACCAAUGCAAUUAUCAUUGAUCAGAGCUACUGCGAUCGGAACAAUGUGGGUCCAGAGGGAUGCACCAGCAGCAGCGGCAACGCAAUAGCCAUUUUCAACGUCUCCUAUUACGGCAUCACGGGUUCCUGCAAUGGCAGCCGCGGAAUCGAUCUUUCCUGCAGCCCCAACACCCCCUGCCAAUCCAUCUCCCUUGACUCAAUCAAUCUCAAACGAUCGCUACAGUCUACAUACUCCAGUUUGGGUGCUCGGUAUAGGAACGUGUAUGGGAGCAGCAUUAGGGUGGCGAGUCCGAAGGUUACGGGUGCUGUUGUGUGGAGCACGGCCAGCAUUGCUGGUUCCAAGUCGAAUAACAUUGCUGCUCAGGCAGCCAAAUGCGG
This is a messenger RNA of Closterium sp. Yama58-4, 2093 nucleotides long. NCBI's taxonomy places the organism in Eukaryota, Viridiplantae, Streptophyta, Zygnematophyceae, Desmidiales, Closteriaceae. The record is from the annotation of a GenBank genome assembly.